CCGGCCAGUUGUGGUGUGCACGUUGCAACGAACGGGCUGUCAGGUUUGCCGGUGAAAAGCGUACAUUGUUUCUCUCCAGACGUGUGAAACGAAGCGACCAGCAUCGCUCGCGCAACGCACCACUUCCGGUAAGCACAUCUCAGCCGAGCUCCGUCGUCGCUAUACGAUCGUUUUUGCGUGCUCUAACGCUCGGUAUAAAGAGACCAUCGUGCACUGUUCGGUCUAGCGCUUAUCUGACGCUUAGUUAUUCGUGCGCCCGGUUCGAGGUUCGAUCGUCGGUCGCUGUGGAACGGUUGGUUCAGUUUGCGUCGAACCUAGCUCGUGGUCGGAUCGUGCAAGCAGCGCUACAAGCUUUGCCGCCUUUCUACACUUGCAGUCUCGUGAACAUUUCCGUGCACGUGUGCGCUAACCUUCAUUCAAGAGGAUCAUACAUCUCAGUGUUUUACCGUGCGUUCGAUUUCGAGUGGAAAGUGAUCGUGCCAGUUCUUGAAAAGUGCAUUUGCGCUACCAAUUUUAAGACCGUUUAUCGCAAAAAACACUCUGUCAACAUGAGAGAAAUCGUGCACCUGCAGGCCGGUCAGUGCGGUAACCAGAUUGGAGCCAAGUUUUGGGAAAUCAUCUCCGAGGAGCAUGGCAUUGAUGCCUCCGGUGUCUACAAUGGCGAAUCCGAUCUUCAGCUCGAGCGUGUUAGCGUGUACUAUAACGAAGCAUCGGCAGUGUCGCGGGCAUCCGGUGGCAAGUAUGUGCCGCGUGCCAUUCUACUCGAUCUGGAGCCGGGUACCAUGGAGGCAGUCCGUUCCGGAUCGUACGGUAAGCUGUUCCGUCCGGAUAACUUCGUCUUCGGACAGUCUGGUGCCGGCAACAACUGGGCCAAGGGACACUACACCGAGGGUGCUGAGCUGGUCGAUGCCGUGUUGGAUGUGGUGCGCAAGGAGUGCGAGAACUGCGACUGUCUGCAGGGAUUCCAACUGACGCACUCACUGGGAGGUGGUACCGGUUCGGGUAUGGGCACGCUGCUGAUCUCGAAAAUCCGCGAAGAGUAUCCGGAUCGUAUCAUGAACACCUACUCGGUUGUACCGUCACCGAAAGUGUCGGACACGGUGGUUGAGCCGUACAAUGCUACCCUCUCGAUCCAUCAGCUGGUGGAGAACACGGACGAGACGUACUGUAUCGAUAACGAGGCCCUGUACGAUAUCUGUUUCCGUACGCUGAAGGUGCCCAAUCCGAGCUACGGCGAUCUGAACCAUCUCGUUUCGCUGACGAUGUCCGGUGUGACCACCUGUCUGCGAUUCCCGGGACAGCUGAAUGCCGAUCUGCGCAAGCUGGCCGUCAACAUGGUGCCGUUCCCGCGUCUUCACUUCUUCAUGCCCGGUUUCGCUCCACUGACGUCCCGUGGCUCCCAGCAGUACCGUGCGCUCACCGUGCCGGAGCUGACCCAACAGAUGUUCGAUGCCAAGAACAUGAUGGCGGCUUGCGAUCCACGCCAUGGCCGCUACCUAACGGUCGCUGCCGUGUUCCGUGGACGCAUGUCCAUGAAGGAGGUCGACGAGCAGAUGCUGGCGGUUCAGAACAAGAACAGCAGCUACUUCGUCGAGUGGAUCCCGAACAACGUCAAGACUGCUGUCUGUGAUAUUCCGCCGAAGGGCCUUAAAAUGUCGUCCACGUUCAUUGGUAACACCACCGCCAUCCAGGAGCUGUUCAAGCGCAUCUCGGAGCAGUUCUCCGCUAUGUUCCGUCGCAAGGCGUUCUUGCACUGGUACACGGGCGAGGGUAUGGACGAGAUGGAGUUCACCGAGGCGGAGAGCAACAUGAACGAUCUGGUAUCGGAGUACCAGCAGUACCAGGAAGCGACCGCUGACGACGAGUUCGAACAGGAAGACUGCCAGGAUGAGAUGGAGGGCGAGUGCGUUUGAGGCGGACGGGCGGGCCGUUCGAAGAGAGCAGUCCGUGGCCAGCACCAACUUCCUGGCUUUGGCAUUUUUAUUAUUUAUUAAAAUUUCUCGUAGCUAGGCAAACGAUUUUAUAUUCCGAAUACCGGAGACUGCGUGUGUGUAAAGAAACGUUAAAGUAACACUUACUAAACAAAAACAAAGAAGAACAGAAAAACAUAAGAAAAAAAAGUAUCGUAAGAAUAUACUCGAUUCACCGUUUGAUCAUUUCUACAGGAUACUUGAAUUGAUACAACUUCUAAAAGAACGCAAAUGCUACUCAAUAUCAUCUUCGAUCUCAAGACAGAAGCUUGUUUCUGUAUCGAGAUAUUUUGUAACUUCUAGCGCAAACAGUAAAGACUCCCUGGUUUUUUUUCUAAGGGUGGAAAGUUCGUCUCCCGUUAUGAAGGUACUCAAGCAAAGUUUCUUGAUAUCGGAGAAACUGCUAGCGGAGAGUCCCAAACGACUAGAAGGAAAGGAUUGCAGACGAAGAUAAUGGUGAGGGCGAGCCCUUUCCAACCAACUAUGAGAAUACCAUGUGAGUUAUUUUACUCCUAACAGAAUAGUUUUCGAUCAGAUGACGGUGUUUUGUUUUUGAUAACAGAUGAACUGAGUGACACGGGGUGUUGUUUUGGAGAACCUACAAAUACCUAUGGAUAGGAAUUAGUAGUCUUGUCAGCUUACAAUCGGAUGGUAGCAUCUAUAACAAUAGAGAACAUCUACUCAAAACCCAUUGCGUGCAGAUACGCGUGCUGAUUGUUUGUUUGUGUUGAAAUUCUUGACCAGCCGGUAAUGGCAUCGAACGUGAAGGUGGACGCCAAAGACGCGAAGAGUUGUGUGUAAUGAGCAGCAGUAAUUGUAACCAUACUGGCAAAUCAUUGAGUGAUGACAGUCAAGCGAAAUAUAUCCUCAUUAUUUAUACCAUGUA
Molecule: messenger RNA, 2856 nt
Organism: Anopheles merus
Lineage: Eukaryota; Metazoa; Arthropoda; Insecta; Diptera; Culicidae
Gene: betaTub60D
Product: tubulin beta-3 chain
Exons: 4
Coding region: 549-1913 (454 amino acids)
Biological process (GO): mitotic cell cycle; microtubule cytoskeleton organization
Cellular component (GO): microtubule; cytoplasm
Molecular function (GO): GTPase activity; GTP binding; structural constituent of cytoskeleton
Source: RefSeq, a predicted model, not a curated record